Molecule: messenger RNA, 2512 nt
Organism: Pyrus x bretschneideri (Chinese white pear)
Lineage: Eukaryota; Viridiplantae; Streptophyta; Magnoliopsida; Rosales; Rosaceae
Product: NADPH--cytochrome P450 reductase
Exons: 18
Coding region: 1-2079 (692 amino acids)
Cellular component (GO): cytosol
Molecular function (GO): NADPH-hemoprotein reductase activity; flavin adenine dinucleotide binding; FMN binding
Source: RefSeq, a predicted model, not a curated record
AUGAGUUCGAAUUCGGAUUUGGUACGCGCGUUGGAGUCGGUGCUAGGGGUUUCGUUCGGUGGUUCGGUGACGGACACGGUGGUGGUGAUUGCGACGACUUCAAUUGCGCUGAUAAUUGGGGUUUUGGUGCUGGUGUGGAGGAGAUCGUCUGAUCGGAGCCGGGAGGUGAAGCAGCUGGUGGUGCCCAAGCCGCUUGAGGUGAAGGAGGAGGAAGACGAGUUUGAUGUUGCAGCGGGGAAGUCUAGGGUCACGAUCUUCUAUGGAACUCAGACUGGUACAGCUGAGGGUUUCGCUAAGGCUUUGGCUGAGGAGAUCAAGGCUAGAUAUGAGAAAGCUGCUGUGAAGGUUGUCGACCUGGAUGACUAUGCUGAGGAUGAUGAUACAUAUGAAGAAAAACUGAAGAAAGAGACUUUGGCAUUUUUUAUGUUGGCCACUUAUGGAGAUGGGGAGCCAACUGAUAAUGCAGCAAGAUUUUACAAAUGGUUUACGGAGGGAAAAGAUAGGGGUAGCUGGCUUCAACAUCUAAAAUAUGGUGUUUUUGGUCUGGGUAACCGACAAUAUGAACAUUUCAAUAAGAUAGGAAAAGUGGUUGAUGAUCAACUUAGUGAAGAAGGUGCAAAGCGUCUUGUUCCCGUUGGCUUAGGUGAUGAUGAUCAAUGCAUUGAGGACGAUUUUUCUGCUUGGAGGGAAUCAUUGUGGCCUGAGUUGGAUCUAUUCCUCCGAGAUGAAGAUGAUACAAAUUCUGCGGCUACUCCAUAUACAGCUGUAAUUCCAGAAUAUAGAGUUGUUAUUCAUGACCCUAGUGUUGUUACCUCUUAUGAGGACAGUCAGUCGAAUAUGGCUAAUGGGAAUGCGUCUCUCGAUAUUCACCAUCCUUGCAGAGUUAAUGUUGCUGUUCAAAGAGAGCUUCACAAACCUGAGUCUGACCGCUCUUGCAUCCAUCUGGAGUUUGAUAUCUCUGGAACUGGUAUUACAUAUGAAACUGGAGACCAUGUAGGUGUUUAUGCAGAUAAUUGUGAUGAAACAGUUGAAGAAGCUGCAAGGUUGUUGGGCCAACCUUUAGAUUUGCUAUUCUCCAUACAUACUGAUAAUGAUGAUGGCACGUCUCUUGGAAGCUCAUUACCGCCUCCGUUUCCUGGUCCGUGCACAGUCCGCACUGCAUUGGCACGUUAUGCUGAUCUAUUGAACCCACCUCGGAAGGCUGCUCUACUUGCUUUGGCUGCACAUGCCGUUGAACCGAGUGAAGCAGAAAGACUUAAAUUUUUAUCAUCACCUCAGGGGAAGGAUGAGUACUCAAAAUGGAUUGUUGGAAGUCAGAGAAGUCUUGUUGAGGUAAUGGCUGAGUUCCCAUCAGCGAAGCCUCCACUUGGUGUGUUUUUUGCUGCAGUAGCCCCUCGCUUACAGCCUCGUUACUAUUCCAUAUCAUCUUCACCAAGAUUUGCACUCCAUCGUGUUCAUGUAACCUGUGCUUUAGUUUAUGGUCCCACGCCAACUGGCAGAAUUCACAAAGGAGUGUGUUCGUUCUGGAUGAAGAAUGCAGUUCCUCUAGAGAAAAGCCAUAACAGUAGCUGGGCUCCUAUUUUUAUUAGGCAAUCCAAUUUCAAGCUACCUGCUGAUCCUUCAGUCCCUAUUAUCAUGGUGGGGCCUGGUACAGGCUUCGCACCUUUCCGAGGAUUUCUACAGGAAAGGAUGGCCCUGAAAAGGGAGGGUGCUCAAUUAGGGCCUGCACUUCUCUUCUUUGGUUGCAGAAACCGCAGAAUGGAUUUCAUUUAUCAAGAUGAGUUAAAUAACUUUGUGGAAGAAGGUGUGUUGUCUGAACUAAUUGUUGCAUUCUCACGUGAGGGACCAACAAAGGAGUAUGUUCAACAUAAACUGAUGGAGAAGGCAGCAUACACGUGGGACUUGGUAUCUCAAGGGGGAUACUUUUAUGUAUGUGGUGACGCCAAAGGAAUGGCUAGAGACGUUCAUCGGACUUUGCAUACCAUUGUCCAGGAGCAGGAAAGGGUGGACUCAACGAAGGCAGAAGCUAGAGUGAAACAACUUCAGAUGGAUGGAAGAUACCUUAGAGAUGUUUGGUGAUAUUGCCUUCCUUCUUUGCCUUUUUUGUAUCAUCUUUCAGAACAUUCGUAUUAUAUAUAUAUAUAUAUAUAUAUAUAUAUAUAUAUAUGUAUAUGUAUAUGUAUGUAUAUAUAUAUAUAUCUUCAACGUUGGGCAUCGGAAGGUCUCUGCCCUUCAAAGUUUAUAGCAGCAGAUUUGGACAACAGUGUUGGGAACUGAAACCUGGUUUACCCAAAAGGUUUUAGUUAAUUAGAUCGACGCUGGUCUACCCUUAUUGUUACUAUGAUUAGUUCUCUCUUUCGAUGGAAGGGGCCAUUUAAUUUUUAGGGAACUACAUGUUAGCUAGUUGCAAAGAUGUCAAAACACAUACACGAAUGCUGUAGUUUGUUUUGGUGGUUGUAUGAAAUUUUUUAGUGAAUUAUGGUAAUUAAAAUAAAACUGAAGUUUGCUGCUA